GGAGCCGCCGCCGCCGCCGCCAUGCUGCCCGCGGACUGCUCGCGCCGGCUGGUGGCCGAGCUGCGGGACGCCCUGGACGCCUGCGCCGAGCGACAGCGGCAGCUGGAGCGGAGCCUGCGAGCCUCCCGCCGGCUGCUCCGGACCUGGGAACCAGCCGAGACCCCGGCUCCGCAGCCAACCCCAGGGCCAGACACCGGUGAAGAGGCCCCGUCUGCGGGAUGCACAUCCAGCCCUCAAGACCUCAAGGAGCUGGAGCUUCUGACGCAGGCACUGGAGAAGGCUGUACGGGUGAGAAAAGGCAUCUCUAAGGCUGGAGAAAGACCCAAGGCCCUCGGCCUGAAGCCUGGGUCCACUGUGGCUUCUGCCCCGUCCCGGGCCGCAGGCCAGGCUGGCUGUCGAGUCUCAGAGACAAAACCCCCCAAGGCCAUCCAGCAGAAUGUGGCGCCUGCCAGGGGCCUCCCUGAGUGCAGGCCUCUGUCAGUGGGGGAUCCCACCCGUAUGGGGAGAGGAGCCCGAGCUACCAAGCCUGAACCAGGCCUCAGGGACCAACAGAUACCCCCAUCGGCUGCUCUUCAGGUCCCAGAAGCUUUCACGCUGAAGGAAAAAGGCAUCCUGCUGCAGCUACCCAUGGCCUACAGGAAAGCGGCUUCCCGGAACUCCCGCCUGUGGGCCCAGCUCAGCUCUACACAGACCGGGGACUCCGUGGAUGCCGCUACGAACGCCAAAACCCAGUUCCUCCAGAAAAUGCAGAUGACUUCAGGCGGGCCCGGCUCUGGGCUCAGCGCUGCGGAGGUGGACGCCGAGGUGAGGCUCCUGCGCAAGGCCUGCUCGCUGCUGAGACAGCGGAUGGAGGAAGCACUCUCGGCAGAGCCUGCUGACCACAUGCAGGAGUACCGCUGCCUGCUGACCCUGGAGGGGCUGCAGGCCAUCACAGAGCAGUGUCUCCACAGGCUGCAGGAGCUCCGUGCAGCGGUGGUGGGACAGCAGCUGGGGCCGUGGCCUGAGGGGAGACGUCCCGGAGCCUCACUGCCCUGUGGAGGAGGAACAGACCCCCUCUGGAGCCGCCAGCUUCUUCUCUACUCCAGCACCCAGGAGCUGCAGACCCUGGAGGCCCUCAGGCUGCGGGUGGCCAUGCUAGACCAGCAGAUUCACCUGGAAAAGGUCCUGAUGGCGGAGCUCCUCCCCCUGUUGAGCACACAGGAGCCUCAGGGCCCACGCUGGCUGGCGCUCUGCCGAGCUGCACAUAGCCUGCUCUGCGAGGGAGGGGAGCGCUUCCUCACCAUCCUUCAAGAUGAACCUGCUGACUGAACCUUUCCCGAGGCUGGCCGCCCUCCCCCAGCCCCAUUCCCAGGCCUCCGGAGCCUGGCAUGAGGGUGACCUCGUUCGGACACUGAGAUUAUUGGGAGAGUGCCCCCCGCCUCCCACUAGUUAACAGGGACUGAUGGGAGUUUUAAUGCAGAGAUGGCUGUCCCCACGCUAGGAACCCUGAGGACAGCCCCCCGGUCCUUCCUGAGGACCCCAGGGCUCUUCUCACAGCAGCUAAAGCGAGUGGUCAGGCCUCGGCUGGCCUUGGCCUUCUGCAGGCUCAGAGACCAGGGGUGCCUGCCGGGGCUUUUCUUAGCUACCUCUGCUGCUUCUCACUGUAGGCUUACAAGCCGCUCGUGUGACAUGAACGCUCCUUUAGAAAAUGUGUAUGUUGAACUCACACUAA
Messenger RNA from Hyaena hyaena (striped hyena), 1711 nucleotides. RefSeq names its product tubulin epsilon and delta complex 2 (gene TEDC2). The record is from RefSeq and is a predicted model, not a curated record. Bases 22 to 1308 code for a protein of 428 amino acids. The transcript is spliced from 10 exons. NCBI's taxonomy places the organism in Eukaryota, Metazoa, Chordata, Mammalia, Carnivora, Hyaenidae.